GGACAGGUCGCCGCUGUCUUCGCCACGGAGGUAUGGCAGAGGUCAGGCAGAGACUCGGGAGCAGAGUUUACAGGCUUUCUUCUCUUAGGAAAAGCGAAAGUAAUGGGUCUCUGUUGCCAAACUGUACCUUAUCCGGAGCGGCGAGCCGCAAUGGGGCCAAAGAGAGGAGCUAUGGCGCAAAUGAACACCCGCCGGUGUCAGGAAUCAGGGGAAGGGAAGGCGAUCGUCAUGCUCCGAAACUUUCCAAAUGUACAAAAAUAGUAAGUCGAGAAGAAAAGGAAAAAUUGCCAUAUACCACGUCUCUGGGUAUUGUUUCACUGGAUCGCCAUGCACAGCCCAUUAGCAAACUUGUUAAAAACGGCGCGGACGCGCAAACUCGCAUGACGCUUCUGUACCUGUCACCGGAAGUGCAGCCUCUCCGAGUCAAUGUGAUGGUUGGCAGGAAGACGUGCCUGAGCAAAACACGUUUUGUACUGGCAGCGAAGUUUCACCCCGAGUCUUACACAUCACCCCAGCGGAUCAGAGACUUCAGCACCGUUAUCGUAACUAUAGCAGAGCAAGGAUUAGAAUGCUCAGGUAAUGGACUGAGAAUGAAGUGGUUGAAACUAUACCCUAAUGCCCUCCAAUCCUCAACCACAAAAAGAUGCUACAGCUGGAGAAGUAACAACAGCACAAAUGACACUCCUCCGCUGCACAGGCGCGGGAAAGCCUAUUAUGACAUCCUUAGGGUGUCUCCCGCUGCCACCCAGUCUCAGAUAAAGACAGCCUACUACAAACAGUCCUUUAUCUUCCACCCUGACAAGAACCCAGACAGUGAGGAGGCCACACAGCGCUUCUCUGAGAUCAGUGAGGCCUACACUGUAUUGGGCAACGUCAGCCUGAGGAGAAAGUAUGACCGUGGCAUCCUGAGCCAGUCAGAUAUUCAGGGGGCUGGAAGACCAUCCUCCAAGGAGACCACCAGCAGAACCUCAGCAUCACAGCAGCAGCAGCAAAGAGCCAGAGCUUUCUCCCAAACUAGUGGUAAGCCCGUGUUUGAUUUUGACGCUUUCUUCCAUGGCCACUAUGGAGAACAGCUGCAAAGAGAGAAGGCGAUAAGGAUGAGAAGGGAGGCGGAGCAGAAGAAAAGGCAGGAGAACUUCAGAAAAUGGAAGCGCAGUAAAAUGGUGGAGAUGACUGUUUGGAUGUUGCUGGCGACUGGAGGAAUUAUCAUUUUUAGUCUAUUUAAGCCCUGAAGAUGAGACCCCGACAUAAAGGCAGAAAGAGGUCUCGUCCCCCAGAGGGUCAAGCCAAGUCAAUUUUAUUUGUAUUGCCCAAUAUCACAAAUUACAGAGGGUGCAGGCUACAACUCUCAGGGGGCCAGGUGGUCAAGGAAAAUGGAGUAUUUAGGAUUGGAGAGUGGGGUCUGGCUGUUGAAAGAGCCUUUCUGUCAACUUCUUUGCAAGUAUUGCACAUUUUGUUUUACGAUAAUAGCUGUACAUGUAAAAUAUACACUAUCAGAAUCAGAAAUUCUCAACACAUAAGAUGAACAGGACUCUGAUGUCCUCAAUUUGAACUGUUUGCUGUAGAGUUUGAGAAGCUGCUGCUGUAAGGCUGGCAAAACUUUAUAAUCUGCACCUAAUCUUGUUUUCACAAUGGUACCCAGAUGUAUAGUUUUCAAAAAUAUUAAUAGUUUAUUCAAGAUCAGAGUAUUAAAGAAAUGAUUGUACAUAAGCACUCUUUCUCUUGUUUGGGAAUGACACUACUGUGUAACAGCCAUAGCAGUAUGUUGUAACAGUUGAGUAAGUACAUACCUGGGUCCUCGUGGCAAGAAGUUACAGUUUCCAGCAGAAAUGAAAAACAAAUUGGAGUCGGUAACAUCAAGAAAUCUAAGACAAUUAGGAGUGGUAUAAACCAAACUAGAGGAUUGGCAGGGUAUUCCUUCUCAGGUUUUUGUUGAAAAGUAUGAAAAAGUAAGGUUGUUUGCUCUUACAGUACAUUUUCUACCCGUGCAUUUUUGCAUCAUACCCCUCCACCUGGAAAAUACACAGCCCCUGCCUUCUCAACCUCCCAGACAGCCUCCUGUGGCCAAUUAUUUAUUUUAGAGGUAACUCUUUGAAAACCUUACUGUUUUCGUCUGCUGCUAUUAUUGUACAGGCAAAUCCAGAGAAGUAUUUAUGGGUGUCCAUUCAUAAGCUCAUGUGGAAAAGCUGCAGAAAAACUGCAAGGAAAUUGCACUACUCAUGCUGAAGAACGCAAAACUCCUAAUUUUCCCCCACACACAGGCUGUAACGUAGAACAUAGCUCUCAUGUUCAAACAUAUAUGCCACGUUAUGGUCAAUACAUAUCAGCAAAAUGUAUUUUUGUGCGAAACAGUCUACAUCUGAACAAAUAAAAUA
Molecule: messenger RNA, 2375 nt
Organism: Lampris incognitus (smalleye Pacific opah)
Lineage: Eukaryota; Metazoa; Chordata; Actinopteri; Lampriformes; Lampridae
Gene: dnajc30b
Product: DnaJ (Hsp40) homolog, subfamily C, member 30b
Exons: 1
Coding region: 33-1232 (399 amino acids)
Source: RefSeq, a predicted model, not a curated record